GUGCACAAGGGGUGCGCGGAGUGUUUCUCGCGCGGCGCGCGCGGCGAACGCGAUAUAAGUGUUCGGUUUGGUGUACGGAAUAACGGGACUACAUCCACGGAGCGACAGGAGACGGACGCAGGAUGACAGGUGUCCGGCCACUCAGCGCGGCGAGCGCCGAACAGCAGCUCAUCGACGCGCAGCUGCGAGCCGAACUCGACGGCGUCGGGAGAUCUCGGCGCACCGACGAGCAGAACUCGGCCCCUGGCCCCGGCUACGCUGACGGCGGCAGCGGCGGCGGGACUUGGUGCGGGCACACGGCACCGACCUGGCCUUAUCACCAGCCAGAUGGACGGCAGAGGUUCGACGCCCCCCAAGCGGGCCCUGGGAGCGGCAGACCGGCACCGUACAACGAGCACAGUGGGUCGGCGCCUGUGGGAAACGCCCCCUGGCCGGGACCUAUGGACGGCCCCAAUCGGCCCCCGGCGCCGGGCAGGCUAUACGGGAGAGAGCCGGUUUAUGGUCCGGGCCCGAGCGCUGCGCCGGCUUGGCCCAGCGCCGGCUGGGCGCAGGGCCGGCCGCGGCCGAGUGAGGUACCGAGCGGCGGCGGGCACCCGCGCGAGUUCGGCGGCCGGGAGAGUGGCCGGGCGUGGGGCCCGGUGCCGGCGCCCCAGACGAACGACGGGGCACGCGGGAAUCGACAGGAACCGGAGUGGGGCCCGGCGCCCAUGCCACCCGGGGGCGGUGAGCAUCAAGCGAACCACACGGUAGAGACCGGACUGGGGCCACCUGCGGCCGUCGGAACCCGCGGCAGCCUACACCGGGGCCGGCGUCGUCGGAGGAGCGUCGAUAGCGGGAGCCCGCCGCGGCGGCGCCGACGAACAGCGGCGUCUUCCUACACGGCCUCGUCGUCAUCAGAAGACGACAUGGAAGAUCGGCGGCAGUCAUACCGACGGGCGCCAGUCCGGUCGACUGCCGCGGCCGCUCCCGCUGAUCUGCGUCUACCUGCGGUUCAAGCGCGGGCGGAGCGGCGGCUCCGCAAUCGGCGGCGGUUCGUGUCAGUCGCCGACGCAGCCGACGCCGCUGAGACUCGGCCAGCGAGCAGCGUGGAGUACACGUGUCGGGUCGCGGAGAUAAUGACUCACACCGUGUAUCACUUCCCGGAGUGCGGUCUGCAAGCGAUCUGCUACCUAGCCUGGCUGCUGUGGCAAGCGGUCCGCCAUCCGCUGCGGGCAGUCGCGGCGGCCGACAGCCGGGCUCGACAAACCAUGGCACUAAGACCGCGUGAUUACCUAACCGCGGCUGACCUUGACCGGUUCAUGGUUCCGGUGACCGGCGCCGGCGACGGCCGCACGACGGAAGGAAGGCGGGGAGAGGCUCGGAGAGGGCAAACGUGCUUUCUCUACGAACAACACAACGCCUGCAGCAACCCCUGCCGGGCGGGGCGCAUUCACCCACGGUGCGGAGCCUGUGGGUCACGUGACCACCCCUCCGCCUUCCACGGCCCGGCCGGCGCCGGGCACCGCGGCGGAUUCGGAGGUUUGGCUACCUUUGGUCGCGGAGGGGCGGGGCGCGGAGCACUGUUCCGCGGCGGAGCGUUCCGCUAAUGAGAAAAAGGACGAACAGCGGCAAGUGAAGCCGGCCGACACCGUCAUCAACAUCGAGCAGCUGGACGCGGUGCUGCGGGCCUGCCCCCUUAUUAGCCAAGAUGACAGAGAAACUGUCGUUGGGCGGUUCCGGCACGGGGCCGACAUUGGUUACCGCGGUGCGGCGCGGAGCCGUUUCGUAAAAAACAAUCAGUCCGCCGAACGGCGCCGUGCCGGGGUGACGGCAGCCAUUCGGCGAGAGGUCGCGGACGGCACGACACGGGGACCGUUCCGUGUUCCACCUCUGCCGAACAUGAUAGUGAAUCCAUUGAGUGCGCGCGAUAAACCUAAUGGCGAAGUGCGGCUUAUUUUAGAUCUAUCACAGCCGAGAGAUGUCGGGGUCAACGCCGGCAUAGACCCAGACGAGUUUCGUGUGACGUACACAUCAUUCGAUGAGGCCGUGCGGUUGAUUUUCCUAGCUGGAGGCGCCGGGACCUUGUUGUUCAAGGCCGAUGUUAAAAAUGCAUUCAAACUUAUACCCGUCCGGCCCGGCCAGUGGUCGCUACUGGGGUUCUGUUGGGACGGUCUACUAUACUACCAGGUUUGUCUGCCAUUUGGGGCUAGAAGCAGUCCACGGAUUUUUAAUGAUUUUGCCACAUGCUUGCGCCUAGUGUUUCAGGAUCAGACAUCGGACGUGUAUAUACGCAAUUAUUUAGAUGACUUCUUCGGGGUAGGGCGCGGAGGAUCGGACAGUGCCGACGUAGCGUAUGCAAGACUGCGAGACAUUUGUGCGGAAGUGGGCGUGCCGCUGGCCGAGCGGAAAUGCGCCCCACCAUCAACACGGAUGGAGCUUCUCGGUGUUGUGAUCGACACAGAAACAAUGACCCUAGCGUUGCCAGACGCCAAGCUAGUGGGCAUCCAGGAGUUACUAAAGACACUGCUCGGGCGACAGAAAUGCACACAGCGGGAACUUCUGUCGGUGGUGGGACGUCUAGUACACGCCAGCAAGUGCGUCCCGCCGGGGAGGGCGUUCACUAGACGCCUGCUAGAUGCGGCGCACUCUGUUAGCGGACCGAACCGCCGGGUGCGGAUCACGGCCGAUGUACGGGCGGAUUUACGGUGGUGGGCCACUUUUUUGCCAAUGUGGAACGGCAUCUUUCCCCUGCUCCCGCCACCGGGCGAGUACGAUCACUGUAUUGUGAUGAACACGGACAGCUCACGUCGGGGGAUGGGGGCGUGGCACGGAGACGAAUGGUGGAUGAUGGAGUGGCCCCGCGAGCUGCAGUGUGACGCCGCGCCAUCCAUGACGUGGCUGGAGCUCAUCCCCGUCAUGGUGGCAUGUUUGGUGUGGGGAGAGAGAUGGGGCGGGCGCCGCGUGCUGAUCCGGUCCGAUAACAUGGGGGUGGUGGGGGUCUGGGGGAGGGGAUGGUCGGGGUCGCCACUGAUUAUGGCGCUGCUGCGUCAGCUCCUGUUCUGGACGGCGUUACAUGGGUUCGCUGUAUCCGUCGAGUACGUGGCAACAAAAGAGAACGGCGCGGCCGACGCGCUCAGUCGGCACGACUUGGCGCGGUUCCGGCGGCUGCGGCCACAGGCGGCCCAGUGUCCGGUCCGGCCACCAUCGUGUGUGGCGGAGUACCUGCAGGACCCGAGCCGUGGAGCCCACGUGCUGACUGGGUACCGCCUGUGAACGGGACACGCGCGCAUAAUCAUGAA
Amphibalanus amphitrite is the source of this 3278-nucleotide messenger RNA. RefSeq names its product translation initiation factor IF-2-like. The coding region runs from base 123 to 1586 and encodes 487 amino acids. The record is from RefSeq and is a predicted model, not a curated record. The transcript has 2 exons. Lineage: Eukaryota; Metazoa; Arthropoda; Thecostraca; Balanomorpha; Balanidae.